AUGCUCGCACCGGGCUGGGAGCAGCUCGAGGAUGCGCAAGGCCGCGUCUUCUACGUGAACCACGCGACGCGCGAGACGUCGUGGACGCCGCCGUCGACGCUACCACUGCCGCCGGGCUGGGAAGAGAUGCGCGACGACCAGGGGCGCGUGUACUUUGUCGAUCAUGCCACGCGCACGACGACGUGGAUCGAUCCGCGCGAGUCGCAGAUCAACCAAAUGGCCACCGAGCUCGACCGGUAUGCGAGCGAGCGUGAAGGCAGCGUCAUCUCGGCGACGACCAUCUCGAUGUCCGAGCCCGAGCCCGCCGCCAUGGCGCCGCCUCUUGUGCCUGCCGUCGCGCCGCUCGUGGUGCAAGAAGGCAUGUCGGCCUCGUGGGCCCCGAUCCCGGACGUCCAGGCCAGUUACUUUGCCCCGUACAUUGUGCCGGACGCUGCGCGCAUGGACUGUACCCAGUGCCGCCUCAAGUUUGGCGUCCUCCGUCGACGCCACCACUGCCGUCUCUGCGGCGGGCUCUUUUGCGGCGACUGCACCGACAAGGUGCCGAUCCCGAGCCUCGACGGUCGCCAGUCGGCGUGCAAGCGCUGUCAGCGCAACAUGGCGGCGGGCGACACGACCUCGAUCGUUGGCCUUCUCGGGCUCCUCACGCAAGGCGGUAGCACGCCCGUGCCGCAAACCAUCGAGCGCCUCCGCGCGUUGGCCAAGCUGCUUGCGACGCCGCGCCAGGAGACGGACCCGGCGAUGGGCAAGCUACGCCUCGGGCAGCUCAACGACGUCGAGGCCGCCGGUGGUGUCGCAGUCGUCUGCAGCCUCCUCAAGAACGUCGACCCGCAAGACGUUCAGAUCCACGCGCUCCUUGUGCUGUCGCACCUCGCCGCGCUCUACAACCGCAUCCUGUCGCCGACCGCAGGCGACGUGGCCGCUGCAUCCGGCGUCUGCGCCACGAUUGCGCUCUGUCUCUCAAUGGCCGUGCCCGAGCUAGAGGUCCACGCGUUGCACGCCAUGUACCAUCUGUGCCAGUCCGGCUCCUCGGCGUGCCUCACGGCACUGCGGACGGCCGGCGCGGGCGCGCACGUACUCGAGAUUCUCAUCGUGUCAGAGUCGCUCGACGUCAAGCGCGAUGCGGUCCAGUGCCUCUGCGCCUACACGACCAAGGACAUUGAGAAUGUGACCGACUGUAUCACGCACAACGGCGCGCAGGUGCUCCUCUCAGCGCUGCUCGUCUUGGCGGCCGCGGGCGACGUGAUCGGGCUUCACGCGGUGCUGCCGACCUCGACGCGGCUUAUGACGGCUAUGACGCCCGACCAGCAGCGCGAGUUCGCCCUCGACCCGACGCUGGUCGCCCAGAGCUACGCUUCGCUGACACCGCUGCUUGCGUUCGACGAGCUCGCGACUGCGACAUUUGGCUUGCUCUACGCGCUCGCGGUCGACCCGACCAACGCUGCGCUCUUGGCCCAAAACCCCGCGCUUCUCAGUGUGCUCACGGCGCGGCUGGACGACGAGCAGGACCAAGCGGAGGCGAUGCGUGUCUUGGCCGCCAUGGUGCGGCCCCUCGAACGGGGCGUCGCGCUGCUCCCGGCGCUGGCAACGGCCAACAGCCUUGUCGCGACCAUGACGUGGCUGCACACGAGCACGCAGAGCGUUCCGUUCACAGCAUCGGUCCCGGCGCAGGCCGACAUGUUUGUGCUCGUCUCGGCCUUCGCGACUGUGCCCGAGUUUGCCAACGUGAUUGUGCAAUGCCACGGCGUCCCGUCGACGCUCGCCGUGCUCUUUCACUCGCCCGAGCUGCUGGAUGCGUCGCUGUUGCUGCUGAGCCGCCUCGCGACGGCGGUCGGCGGCGUCGUGGCCGAGGUCGUCGAGUUUGGCGCGCUCGAAGCCAUCGAGUCAGCGUUCCAAGACCCGACCGCGUCCAAGACGACCAAAGAAGCGUCGAUCACGUUUUUCGAGCAGCUCGGGCGUCAAAUGGCGCCGACGACGACCGUGACGGUCGGCACGGCCGACGUGCUCUUUGGUCUUGUCGGGGACGACCGGUUCGAACGCGGCGCACUCAAGGCUGUGACGACGCUCUGCGCGACGCGGCCUGCGCUCCAAGCCCGUGCGAUCGGCAGUUUGUACCCAAGCACGCUCCACGCGUUUGUGCUGCACGGCUACAUUGCGCGGGACUUUCUUCUGGAGGUGCUCGCGUGUCUGGCCACGCUCACGAGCGCACCCGCGCUCCUGGAUGCCGGCGGCUUGACCGCGGCGUGCGCCGUGCUGCAGCGGCAGGAAGCCACGCUGUCGGACCCGGCAAUCGCGUCCCUUGCUCUCGACUUGCUCCUCUCGAUGCUGCAGACGGGGGCGCGCACGUCCGGAUGGAGCCAUCCGCCGACGAUGCAGACAGUGUGGUCGACCAUGAUUACGUUUCUUGUCAACCAUGCGACGGCCGCCGAGCUCGUGCCCAAGGCGCUCGACGGCGUCCACGUGCUCCUCUUGCACAUCGUGUGGAAGGCUCAGUUUGUGACCUUGUAUAUCGCUGGCGCGUCGGGCCAUGCGGCGUGCCUCGAUUUCCUGGAGCUGCUCGGCGAGCUGCUCGAGAAGGCGUACACCGGGGCAUCGUCACUUCUCUCAAAUCUCCUCUCGAUCGUGUCGGAGCUGGCCGCGACGCAUACCGCGCUGCCGUACCUGUUGCAAGCCGACGUGCACCGGGUUGUCUUGCGUGGGCUCGGCGUUCCGCUGGCGCUCGAGACCGUUCUCAGCGUCGUCCAGGCCAUGCUGCGGUCGCCCGCGUUCAUCGCGGCGCUCCUCCAGCACGCCGAGGCCCUAACGCACCUCGUGGCGCUGUACGCCAAGGGCAACACGGUCGCCGCUCAUGUGUUUUGCGUGUUGGCCAAGGAGCCGAGUAUGUGGAGUGCCCCUAUCGACGGGUUUGUGGCGACGAUGCUACUGCAACUGCGGUCGCUGGACCCGAUCGUGCAGCCCCUCACCGAGAGCAUGCUGGCCAACACGACCAAGAUCACUCUCGUUGAGCCAUCGCUCGAGGACCUCCACACGUUUCUGCGGGCUCAUGCGGUCUGGCGCCAUCUGGUCGCGGCCAACGACCUCGCGACGGUCAAUGUGAUCCUCGGGGCGUCCGGACUGCAGCUGCACGACCACGUACUGCUCUCGGCCGUGCUCAUUGGGAGUGACUUGGUCGUGUCGUCCACCAACGACGAUGACGUGGCGACGUACCGGGACCUUGUGCUCGCCCUCUUGCCGACGCAGACGACGACGGCUUCCGUGCGGCUCCACUGCCUCGUCGGCCUCGGCAACCUCAUCGACUGCAACCCGGACGCAAUGAAGAGUCACAUUGCGCCGCUCAUCGAGUCGCCCGACUCGUGCCGCGCCGCGCUGUGCGGCCUCUCGUCCAAAGACCACGUCGCCUCGACGCUGACGGUGCUCGAGUUUGCGGUGAGCGAGGGGUGUGACAUGGGCCUUGUGUGGGCGACCGUCAACACGUACCGCGCGCGCCAUCUUCUUGUCUCGGCGAUCGCGGGCAUCUUCCACGACGACGACGCCGGCACACGGGAAGCGUGCGUUGUCUUGACGGCGUUUGUGUCGCGGCCGCCGCUCAAGACGGCCGAGGUCAACGUGCUCUGCGAGGUGGCCCCCCGCAUCUGCGAGGUCGCGGGGGCGAUGCGGUCGGUCGCGCUGCCGCUGCUGGUGGCGCUUGUCGCGCUUCCGCGCGUGGCGCUGGCGCUCAUUGACGGUGGCGCGAUCGAGUACAUGGUCGCGUUUCUUCAAACGAGCGCGGGGCCGGACAGCGACCUCUGUCAGCGCGUGCUCGUGUCGCUCUCGUCGAUUCCAUUGGGCACGGAGCGGCUCAGUCUCUGCAACGGCGUGUCCACCUUGCUGAGCUUUGUGCAGUCGCUCGCCGCCUCCGACGCCCACGCAUCCAACGUCCUUGCCAUCGUUCAAGUCCUGCACCUUGUCGCGUCCAAGGACAAGGCGGCGCGCCUCGUCGUGGCCGAAGCCGUCGAUCUCUGGGCGCUACUGUUACAGCACUCGAUGCAGCCCGACGCCAGUGAAGCGUACUCGUGCCUCGACUCGGUCGCGCGGCCGGCGUCAACGUCCAAGUACACGGCCAACGCGCCGCUCGCGCACCUCGUCGUCGACCUUCUCGUGCGCGUGUGUGCGGUUGCCGACGCCCGGGCGCACAUUGUGGGCCGAGGUGACGUCUACGCCGAGCUCUACAUGUGGCUGCAGUACAUCACCGAGCGCAGCGCGGUCGAGCAUGCUGCGAUCGCAAUAGGGGCGUUGACGCUGCUCCGGUACCGGUACAUGGCGCGCCUCGCCGCCGCCGAAAUGCACGAUGCGCUCUGGGAUCUCCUGGCGGUGCUGGCGGGUCCCGCCUUUCUCUUGGUGCAUGAAGAGGUCGGUCGGACGAUCGCGGUUCUCUGCACCGUGCUCGACGACCCGUCGCGCUGCAAGGACGUCUUGUACCUCGUGCAAGUCCACGUGUACGAGGCGCUCACCGAGACAAGCUCGCUGCGCCACGCAUGGCUGGACGUCGCGCUGAGCCUGGGCCACACCCGCGUCCGGGCCUUCUUCCCCAUGCUGCUGUUGCAGUGGCUUGUGUUUGCAUCGCUUGACGAUGACGCGGUGCGGCCGCUCGCAGUGCAUGUCCUCGACGUCCUCUGCUACGACACUGCGUUCCACGUGUCGAUCUUCAACAACCCAAGCGUCGUGCAGUGGCUGGCGACGCAUGCAGCGACCGAUAUGACGGUGCGGCGUAUCUACGUGGCCCUCGGUGUCGACGUCCUCGAAGUGUCCGAGGCGCCAACAGAGAACGAUGCGCUGGAGACCGCCGCCUUGUCGGAAGAUGCGAUCGAUGAAGGCGCGGCCGACGGUGCAUUUGGGUACGGCCCUGUGCGGACCGAUGCAGUGCUGGCGACGCAGCUGUCGCGGGACCUCGAAUCCCGCUACUCGGGCUACUCGGACAACUAUGCCUCGAGCUACGGCGACAACUAUGGCUCAUCGUCCUCGAGCUUUGCGCCGGGCUCGUACAGCAGCUACGGCGAGUACGCGCCGAGCUCGGGCAGCACCAACUACUACAACGAGGCGGUCAUCGACGACGACGACGAGCACGUCAUUUGCCCGCACUGCCUCGGCAACGUCAACGUUCCUCCGGGUUGUAGUGCAUAUUUGCACACGAUUCCGUGUCCACUGUGCCAGCGCCCGCUCGGCGGCUCGUCGCCAAGUCCCGCCCCCGCGCCGCCGGGCACGACCACGAUCAUCUGCAAGGGCUGUCACCGCGGUCUGCACUUGCCCGACGGCUUGGACCUCGCCGACGUCGUCUGCCCCGAAUGCAACUCUGUCAACAAGAUCGAACAACCGCCCAAGCCGACGCUCGUCAAGUGCGGCCACUGCCACAAGAUGCUGUCGGCGCCGCCGGGGCAGCCCACGAUCCAGUGUGGCCACUGCAAGGGCGUUUCGCGUGUCAUGGGCUCGGACGACGUUGUCAAGGUGACGUGCGCCAAGUGCAAGACGCUCUUGGCCGUGCCGAGCGGCUCGACGGUAUACAAGUGCCUCAAAUGCGGCCACGUGUCCAAGUGA
This is a messenger RNA of Saprolegnia diclina VS20, 5568 nucleotides long. RefSeq lists its product as hypothetical. Bases 1 to 5568 code for a protein of 1855 amino acids. The record is from RefSeq and is a predicted model, not a curated record. Gene Ontology annotation, biological process: positive regulation of transcription by RNA polymerase II; hippo signaling. The transcript has 11 exons. NCBI's taxonomy places the organism in Eukaryota, Oomycota, Saprolegniomycetes, Saprolegniales, Saprolegniaceae. Gene Ontology annotation, molecular function: transcription coactivator activity; metal ion binding; protein binding. Gene Ontology annotation, cellular component: cytoplasm; nucleus.